Corvus hawaiiensis (hawaiian crow) is the source of this 2317-nucleotide messenger RNA. RefSeq names its product protein Wnt-11b-like. Bases 387 to 1424 code for a protein of 345 amino acids. Gene Ontology annotation, cellular component: extracellular region. Gene Ontology annotation, biological process: canonical Wnt signaling pathway; multicellular organism development; neuron differentiation. Gene Ontology annotation, molecular function: frizzled binding; cytokine activity. The record is from RefSeq and is a predicted model, not a curated record. The transcript is spliced from 5 exons. Lineage: Eukaryota; Metazoa; Chordata; Aves; Passeriformes; Corvidae.
UAUUAGGGAAAAUUUCUCAUGGAAAGGGCUGCCCAGGGCAGUGGUGGAGUGACAUCCCAGCAGGGAUUUAAAAUCCGUGGGGAUGUGGCACUUUGGGGACAUGAGCAGUGCUGGCCUUGGCAGCGCUGGGGGAACAUCCUGCAGUGCUGGUCCCUCAACCCCCUCCCAGGUGCUGUUUGGCGACGGUCACUGCUAAUGACAGCUGGACCCCCCUCCAGCCCCUCCUUGUCCCUAACCCUGUGAAUGGCACCGAAACCGCCUUUGUUCCCCUCCCCGGGGGGCAGGACUCGCCGCCACCACUGCUACAAAAGAGGUGGUGGGGCCGAGCAGCCCCAGCCCUGCUCCCAGUCCCUGUCCCGGUCCCCAUCCCGGCCCCAUUCCCGGCCAUGGGCCGCCCCGCCGCCGCUGCCACCGCGCUGCUGUGCCAGCUGGGCCUCUCCGCAGCCAUCCAGUGGCUCGGGCUGGCGGGCAGCGGGGUGGCCUGGAACGAGAGCCAGCACUGCCGGCUGCUGGUGCCGGAGCAGCUGCAGCUGUGCCGCCGGCACCUGGAGGUGAUGCCCAGCAUCGUCCGGGCCGCCCGCCGGACGCAGGCCCUGUGCCAGCAGAGCUUUGCGGACAUGAGGUGGAACUGCUCCUCCAUCCAGCGUGCCCCCAGCUUCGGCCGCGACCUGCUCACAGGAACCCGGGAAGCCGCCUUCGUGCACGCCCUGGCAGCAGCGGCCGUGGCCCAGGGCAUCGCCCGCUCCUGCGCCUCCGGAGAGCUCCCGCUGUGCUCCUGCGGCCCCGGCCCCUCCGAGCCCCCCGCGCCCGGCUCCCGCUGGGGCGGCUGCGGGGACAACCUGAGCCACGGCCUCCAGCUCGGGGCCGCCUUCACCGAGGGCUCCGCCAGAGCCGGCACCGGCGGCACGCCCGGGCUCAGGGCGGUGAACCGGCACAACGGAGCCGUGGGACGGGCGGUGCUCAGGGACUCCCUGGAUACCAGGUGUAAAUGCCACGGGGUUUCAGGCUCCUGCUCAGUGAAGACCUGCUGGAAAGGGCUGCCAGAUCUGGAUGAAAUCGCCUCUGACCUCAAAUCCAGGUACCUGGCAGCCCUCAAGGUGACCCACCGGCUCGUGGGGCCCAGGAAGCAGCUGAUCCCCAAGGAAGGGGAUGCCAGGCCAGUGACAGAGAUGGACCUUGUUUAUCUCAUCAACUCUCCCGACUACUGCACCCCAAACCCCCAGCUGGGCUCUCUGGGGACACAGGACAGGCCGUGCAACAGGAGCUCCGUGGGCAGUGACAGCUGUGACCUGCUGUGCUGUGGCCGUGGCUACAACACCUACACGGAGGAGGUGACGGAGCGCUGCCACUGCCGCUACCGCUGGUGCUGCUCCGUGGUGUGCAAGCGCUGCCGGCGCAGCCUGCAGAGACACGUCUGCAAAUAAGGAGGAGAGCUCAUGCUGGCACCCACCAGGCACAGCUGGACACCAGGAGCCCAUCCCAAGGGAUGCCCCCUGCAAGGAGGAGGCUCUGCAGGAAGCCUUGUCUCUCGUGGAAAACCUCAGACUGAGAGAUUUUAGGAAGCCUCUGGUCCCCUCCAACCCAGACCUCAGGACAGGACAAAGCUGCCCUCCUGCAGCUGGUCAGUGGCCAGCCCUCUGUCUCCAGCUGGGAGAAGCCAUUGAUCAUUCCACAGGCCCCUUUCUCCUGGGGGAACAGGGACCCUGGGCUGCCAUUGUCCCUUUGCAGGAGGAUUCUGACAGCGGCCUGAAAGGCAGGAGUGAUGGAUGGGAGGGGUGGAGUUAUCCACUGGGAUGGAAUGCUGCUUCGGGUGAGGGGGUCAUGGGCAGCCCCUUUGGGAACAGGAUUCUGCUGUGGGCUCAUCCAGGAUGUUCCUCCUCAGGGGAAAACACUGCUCCAGUGCCCUUUGCAGCAUCUCAUUUGCAUGGAGAUGGUGCUGCUCUGUUGAUGGCAGAGACACCAGGGACAGGAGAGGUCCUGGGGGCUGCCAAAACUGGGCAGCCUGGCAAACCCACACCUGACCAUGUGUUGACAGCCCAGCCAUGGCAUCACUGUAGCUUCUGUCCCCACGUCGGAGGUGGGAGCCCACUCACUCAGUACGUGAAAUUCUCAUGGCUUGUCCUUCCUGCCCCUCCUUCUGGCCCACUGAGGUCUUCAGCCCACUCCUUCCACCCCUCAGGGCCAGGUGUGUUGGAAUUCUGGCCUGGAGAGGGGACACGACUCCAGGGCCUUGGGGAAGCAAGAAAGAAUCUUUAGCCUCUGUACUUCCUGUAAGCGGGAUUCUGGUGUGGGAUUUUAAAUAAAUAUGUUAUAAAUA